ACCCUCGUCGUCCACCCGCCUCCUCUCCUAAACCUCCCGCGAAACCGAAACAGACGUCGCGGCGGUCGCUGCUGGCGAAGCAUCGACGGGAUCACGGUGGUGUGCCCGAAACCCGUUUUUAAUGCCCCUUCCGUUCCUAGCCGAAGCCGUCGACGUAAAAGAAGCAAGAGUCGCGAUGGGAGCUCGCUGCAUCGACGGGAUAGCGUAUUCUUUGUGUUCGUCUAAAUCAUUGAAUCCGCUGAACAGCAGGAUUUAGUAAAUCUUGGUUUAGAGCGAAUCGGAUGUAAACCGAAAUUUGAAAAAAAAAGCUUUAAGGUUUAUUUUGAACAAGCUGACCGCUUGGCAGGAUUUACAGUAAAUCCUGCUACCAAACAGCUACCAAGGCUACAGUGUAUCUUAUUUGUCAAAGCCUCGAUUAUAUUCGCAAUAUUUUUCCUUGCGAGCUUUCCUAUUGCUGGAUAAUUACGAUGCUGUAUAUUGUUGGUCUGGGUCUUGGGGACGAGAGAGAUAUUACAAUCAGAGGUCUCGAAGCUGUGAAAAGCUGCAAGAAAGUCUACAUGGAGGCCUACACUUCUCUUCUUUCCUUUGGUCUCUCCUCUGAUGGUCUCUCCAGAAUGGAAAAGCUAUAUGGAAAGACCAUCACUGUUGCUGACAGAGAGAUGGUAGAAGAAAAGGCUGAUGAAAUAUUGACAGAAGCUUCUAAAUUUGAUGUUGCUUUCUUGGUAGUUGGGGAUCCCUUCGGAGCAACAACACAUUCUGACUUGGUUGUCCGUGCAAAGAAGUUGUCAGUGGAAGUCAAAGUGAUCUAUAAUGCAUCAAUAAUGAAUGCGAUUGGGGUUUGUGGUUUGCAACUGUAUCGUUAUGGUGAAACUGUAUCCAUACCUUUCUUUACAGAGACAUGGAGACCAGACAGCUUUUAUGAAAAAAUUCAGAGAAAUAAAGAGCUUGGAUUGCAUACUCUUUGCUUAUUAGAUAUACGUGUAAAGGAACCUUCAAUCGAGUCAUUAUGCAGGGGAAGGAAGUGUUUUGAACCACCAAGAUUCAUGACGAUCAACACUGCUAUAGAGCAACUCUUGGAAGUAGAGGAAUCACUUGGAGUAUCUGCUUACGGUGAAAAUUCAAGAUGUGUUGGUCUUGCUCGCCUUGGCUAUGAGGAUCAAAUGAUCGUCGCCGGUUCCAUGAAAGAACUGCUUGACGUUGAUUUUGGUGCACCUCUUCAUUGCCUUGUGAUUGUCGGCCAUACUCAUCCUGUGGAAGAAGAGAUGUUGGAGUUCUACUCAAUCAAGUAAAAGUUCCAAGUUCUGCAGCUUCAUAGCUUUGUAUGGCUUUUUACUGAUAUUGGUUUGCCAAUUAUGUGGCCUGUAUUUUCUGCCUGUUGUAUCAUAAUUUAGUUUAGUCAUAAUGAUAUUUUAUUUCAUCGUAUAUGUAAAGACAAGUCAAAUCAGCAUGGAUUAUGUUAAAGAAAUGUAUUUAUGAAAAUAAUUUGAAUGGGAGAUGCCUGAUAAAUUUGUUUGUA
This is a messenger RNA of Dendrobium catenatum, 1516 nucleotides long. RefSeq names its product probable diphthine methyl ester synthase. The transcript has 6 exons. NCBI's taxonomy places the organism in Eukaryota, Viridiplantae, Streptophyta, Magnoliopsida, Asparagales, Orchidaceae. Gene Ontology annotation, biological process: protein histidyl modification to diphthamide. The record is from RefSeq and is a predicted model, not a curated record. Bases 468 to 1289 code for a protein of 273 amino acids. Gene Ontology annotation, molecular function: diphthine synthase activity.